This is a messenger RNA of Eucalyptus grandis, 693 nucleotides long. Its product is annotated as G-type lectin S-receptor-like serine/threonine-protein kinase At1g11410. The transcript is spliced from 2 exons. The coding region runs from base 1 to 693 and encodes 230 amino acids. NCBI's taxonomy places the organism in Eukaryota, Viridiplantae, Streptophyta, Magnoliopsida, Myrtales, Myrtaceae. The record is from RefSeq and is a predicted model, not a curated record.
AUGAAGAAAAGUCAAGCUUGGACCGUUGACGUUGAAGUCGCCGCUUCAUGGCACAUUUUCCACUGGGGUACAUUGAGAUGUUCCUGUUUUGAUGGUUAUGAAGCAAACGCCAUAUCUCUGCUAUCUUGCCUGAAACAUAAUGAAGCUGCAUCCCCAUGUAAGUACAGCAUGAUCACUCGAACGGUGUCAUUGCACAUCCUGGUUUUGUUUCUUCUGCUUCAUUCGACUGAUUCUUCGGACACCCUUGCCCCAAAUAAUACCUUGAAAGAUGGUGAUGUCUUAAUCUCCCAAGGAAGAAAAUUUGUCUCGGUUUCUUCAGCCCAGAGCUUUGAUUAUCCUACAGAUACCUAUCUUCCGUCCAUGAAGCUUGGGUUGGACCGGAGAACUGGUUUGAACCGAUUCGUGACAUCUUGGAAAUCCGAAGAUGAUCCUGCACCAGGCAGUUGUUCAUACAGGUUUGAACCAACAGGGUACCCACAGUAUUUCCUUUACAAGGGUCAAGAUCCGUAUUGGCGGGGUGGAGCAAUAAUUGAGAAAAAGCAGGGUAGCUUUCCCGAGAUGGCUAAUGAUUUUGUCUAUAAUAUCACAAUUACGAUUAACGCAAUGGAGGUUUCUCUGAUGUAUGGCGUUGCCAAUGCAUCAGUUAUCUCUAGAUAUGUGGCGUACGAGUCAGGCUCCCUUAAACACUUCUGA